GAACGGACGUGUGUGCUCGUGUGAUGCGGCGACAGGUUCGCAGGUAGCGUAGUUUUACCUUUGCCGCUCUACAAAAGUCAAGCCGCGACAACAAUAGCAGUAACAAUAAGCGCAAUUAUAAUCGCAACAAUAGGCGCAUUCUUAAUUGUGUUUACCUUUGAUUGCCACCACACCGCUGCGGAGAAGAAGAGGGAGACAGACUUGAAAUAACUGCGAUUUCGACUUGUGUGUACGUGCGUGUGCUAGUGUCUUGUCGCGUCCUCCGCCGCCUCCCAUAUCCCGUUUUUGUUUGUUUGUUUUUGGUUCUUAUUCUUACUGUCGCCGUUCCUGUUUCUUUCUCUGUCGCUGCAAGUGCGCUCGGUUUUUCCUUUUUCCUCAAUUGGAAUGUGCAGCCAAAGAAAAGCGGAGCAGAGCAAAGCCAAUGAAAAGCAAAAGGCACAACAACAACAAGGCAAGGAAAAGCAAAUGAAAGAACAAAUCAGAGCAGCAACGGUAUUUUGUCAACGAGAAAACGGAGAAGAAUUUUAUAUAAGCACUAAAAGCACAUAACAUAAUCUACUAUUCCACAUACAUUCUGUCCCACGACAACAACAACAAUAAAAACAAGGCAACUCUACCUACUACAACUACUACUACGGCAACAACAAUAACAAAUACAACGGCAACGACGAGGCAACGUUAAAAAGUACUAAUAAAUACAAUUUUACACAUUCACAUUCCAUAUUUGAUUCUUUUGUGUGUGAAAAACUUAUAAGAGAUAAAAGCAACGACAACAACAACAAAACAACACGAAACCAACGGCAAAUAACAAAAGUAUAAGCAGCGGCGGCAACAACAACAACAGUAAGCAGUAAGCAGCAUAGCAAAGCAGCGACGUUGACGACGACCGCGGCAGCAAAGAAGAAGAAAGAUAAAUACAUAGCAAUUUCGACUAAAUAAAGUUUGCCAACCGUCGUCGGUCCAAGCGAACGUUCCUGUGUUCCUCCGGAUUCCCGGUUGUUCCUGCAAUACGGUUGUUACCGCAUUACGCAUACGCCCCCCCCAAGCUUGCUCUCGCGUGCCACUUGUUGCCGGCUUAGUACUCUACACUCUCCACUCUCCACUCCCUCUCUUUGAUUGAUCCACACGAUUGCGAGUGUUGUGUGGGUGGGGGUAGGAGAACGGUCGGUCAGAGAGGUGAGGCGGCAGAAGAGAGACUAAGAGGCUGAGGCUAAGGAAGAGAGGACGCGGCAUGCAGUUGAUGGCUAGCGGUUAUUACGGUUACACCACUAUCAUCGCUGGUUCCUGUUCCUCCUGUUGCUUCCGUUCCAGUUACCCCCCCGUUUCCGUUCCAGUUCCCGUUCGCGCUCCCCAGGAUGGAGAGCGAACAGCAACAGGAGGCGACGGGCGGAAGUCCACAAUUAUGUCGCAUCUGUAUUACCACCCACCACCACAACAACAACAACAAUAACAACAAUAAUAGCAACAGUAAUAGCAACAACAAUGGCGUCACCACCGCGCAAAUGAUUCCCAUCUUCGGUGAGGAUGCGCUCUGGCAGAAGAUUACCACUCUGGCCAACGUCAAGAUCAGCAAAAAUGAUACCCUGCCGCAGCAGAUAUGCGUCGACUGCGCCCAGCUAACCCUCUCGGCGUGCCAGUUGAAGAAGAAAUGCGAGGAGGCGGACCACUUUUAUCGCCAGCAGUUGCUGCCCCGGCGUCAGAAGAUCGAGGGCGGAGGUGAUCCAUUAGAGGUUACCUCCGCCGCUGCGGCCGUCGAUCAGGCCAAGAGCAGUGGCUGCAGCAGCGGCAGCGGAAGCAGCAGUGGCAGCGGCAGCAGCUCCACCAGCAGCAGUUCCUCCUCGGACGACGAUGACGAGGAGGAGGAGGAGGAUAAUGACAACGAACAGGAUAACGCCGCCGGAGUUGCAGCUUCGCACAAGCGUUUGCCCAAUGGUCAUGGUCAUGGCAUCAAUGGUCAUCUCAAGCACGAGGGUCGUGGGGAAGAAGAUGAUCCGGAACAGGAUCAGGAUCAAGAGCUGGAAGCUGUCGAAGAAGAGGAAGAGGAUGAGGAGGAGGCCGAGGUCAAGGGCCAGCGCAAUGGUGUGGAGUUGGUGGUAACAAAAACAGAUGAUAUGGAUGAGCUGAAUCCGUUGGAACAUCACCAGCACCACACCGACGAUGACGACGACGAUGGCGAGAUUACCGUCCAUGGCGUGCAUUCCAAGGAUCCGCCGUUCGACUUUAACUCAAUCCGGUUGAUGCAGGAGUAUAUGCAGCAUCAGAUGAACAAGUUUCCCAAUGGCCAAUCGGGCCAGGAUAUGGACCUUGAUCUUGACCAGCAGCAGGAGCAGCAGCACCAGCAACAGCAGCAGCAGAUGCAUCACCACCAAGACGAUGAAGAUGAUGAGGAUAUGUCCCUGCCUUUGAUACCAGAGAUUGAGCUGAUUACCCCAGGCGAUGAACCAGCGCCCUCGGAGGGCAAUGGCCUGGCCCUGAAUGGCGUGGUCCAGGGAUUGGGUGGACCAGGUUUCCAGUGUCCGCACUGUUAUCAAAUCUUUGAGAUGCGGCAGAUCCUCAAGGCGCACAUGCAGAGCGUACAUGGUGCCCCGGGGCCGGUGUACGAGUGCAGCAAUUGCCGCAAGACCUACUUUUACAAGCGCUUCCUGGAGAAGCAUAUCCGUCGUGGUCGUUGCGUCAAGAAGCGUCGCAAUCAAACUCGUCCCAUGCAGUGCUCGGAUUGCCAUGUUCUCUUUCCCACGGGCCAUCAUCUGGGCUGGCACAAGCGCACUGGAUGUCCUUCCAAGGCGGCCAAAAUGCCCCUUCAGCAGCUGUUUAAGCAAAAUAUUGUGCAGUUUAAUAAUUUCCCAAAGCGCAUGGCAGCGGGAGGAGGUGGAGUAGCAGCAGCAGGUGGAGGAGGAGGAGUUGCAGGUGCAGCCACACGCAAGACCAUAGCUCCUGAAAUUCAUGUGAUGAACAAUCGCAAGCUGGGAUUGGUGAACAAACGCAAGGGACGCACUCGCAUCAAGCUGGAUGCCAAGAAGAUAGCUUUGGCCAAGCAGCUGAUAUUGCGCGAGGCCACCACAACGGUGAUUGCCAACGAACUGAACAUUUCGCGCACCUUUGCCUGGCGUCUGCGCAAGAGUUUGGUCAAUGGGGUUAGUUUGCAUGAGCGUGUGGUGGAUCCGGCUCAAGAGGAUCAACAUCAGCAGCAGCAGCAGCAGCAGCAGCACCUCCAGCAGUUGCAGCAGCAACACCAACAUCUUCAUCAUCACCAGCAGCAAAAGCAAGAGGAUUUAGAGCGCGAAAGAGAGCAUCAGCAUUUGAGCCUGCCAUAUGGACACCUGGGAUUGGGCCUCAUCAAGGAGGAGCAACAGGAUAGCGAAGAUGAGCAGCAGCAGCAUCACCACCACCCACUUGGUUUAAUGGACGAAUGUGGGGCGGAUGAGAUUGGAGCCGAGGAGACUGCCGGUUAUAUGGGCGAUGAGGAUGCCGUUUCCGGUUUGCUACACAAUGGCUAUGAUCCCGAUUCCGAUCCCAUCAUUGAUCAUGAUCCCUUCGAGGGGGCCACUGGUGCUGGCACCACCACCACCACCGACAAUGAGCGACAUUCCAAUGGGCGGGGUCCUGGCUCGAUUUCACCAGCGCUACCAGUUCCGGUGCAGGUUCAUGCGGCCACGCGACCGGAAGUGGAGGCCUAUAAGCGCCUGUUGGCCGAAUCCCAGCAUUUUCCCCACAUUGUCAAUGCCCAGCAGUUGCAGUUGCAGCAGCAGCAGCAGCAGCGGGAGAGGGAGAGGGAGCGAGAGAGGGAGAGAGAACGGGAGCAGAUGCAGCAUCAGCAGCAAAAGGCCCAUAAUGGAGGAAUGCCCAUGCUAAGACGUUAUCCGAGCGCCGUUAUGCACGCUUUGCCCGUCAACCUGUCCCUGCGCUCCAUGCCGCCCCACAUGAACAGCAACGAGAGCAAUGGCAGCUCCAGCAGCAACACGGCAGCUCCUCCACAAGUUGCUGCCUCCUCCUCCUCGUCCGCAACGACCACGCCAACCGGCAAGAAGCCCCGCAAGCCGAACGUCUUUAUCGAUGAUGAAAAAUAUGCCAUGGCCAAGCUGCUGGUGGCCCAAAAUUCAUCGACCAUGGAGAUAGCACGAGCUCUAAAUGUAUCCCAGAUGACGGCCUGGAAAGUGCGCGAUGCCAUACUCAAGGGAGUUCCGCUCUCCUAUCGCAACAAGCGAGCCGAUGGCAGGCAUGCCGAAGAGCAACUGACGGUCAAGGAGCAGCAGCAGCAGCACCAUCAUCACCACCAGCAACAACAACAACAACAACAGCAACAGCAGCAGCUUGAGCAGCGCCAGCAGGAGCUGCAACGCCAACAGGAAUUGCAGCAGCAGCAGGAGUUGCAGCGUCAGCAACUCGAGCAAAUGGAGAUGAUCAAGCAACAGCAGAAGCGUCAGCAACAGCAGCAGCAGGAAUUGCUGCUCCAACAGCAGCAGCAGCAGCAGCAACAACAAAUGCGUCACCACUCACCGGCAGCAGCAGCAGCAGCAGCAGACACAUCACAUCACUAUCAGCAGCAAGCAAAGGUUCUGCAUCCGCGACGCCGUCUUAAGGCCGCCGAACGUGAGCUGCGCGACAAGGAGAUCACGCGCGAAAUCCUCGAGCUGAUCAAAGAGGAUAGCAACAUACAGUACUGGAAAGUAUCGGCCCGCUUGGCCGAAAAAGGUAUCAAUAUAUCGCCUUCGUCCGUCUGCCAGAAGCUCAAAUCGAUGGGCAUUCAUCGGCGCUGGAAGCCGGGCGAUAAGCCACCCAUGCUGGCCAUAAAUCAGCUUAAAGUGGCCACUGCAGCGGCAGCAGCGGCGGCGGCAGCAGCAGCGGCAGCUGGUUUGUCAGGCGGAGGAGGGAUACCGGGUGGAGGAGGUGGAGGAGUACCCGCCGGCAGUGGCUUUGGUUUGGCCACCGAUGAUGGCUACGAGCCGCAGCAGUUUGAUAUGGGUGGGCCACACUUUCUGAGUGCCUUUACGCGGUGAAUCAACAAGAGCAGCAGCCGUCUAGAUCCAGACACUACAAAAGGGAAUUGAAGUGGAUCGAAGGUAAGGUUUACAGCGUAAGAAACUUGGGUUGAGGGAAUUUCUAGAAAGAAACGAAAGCCGUCAGAAGGAGAUAUAUAUAUAUAGAAAUAGAGAGAAAGAGAAAGAAAGGGAAAGAAAGAGAAAGAAAGAGAGGGAAAGAGAAAGAGUUAAAGAGAAAGAAAGGGAAAGAAAGAGUUAAAGAGAAAGAAAGAGAGGUAGAAGAGUUAGAUUUAGUAAUGAAAGGAAAUAAGUUUUUCGAUCUACAGUCUUUUUUCAUUGCUUUUUGAUUUGAUUUUUGAUAUUCUCUGCUGUUGACAGCGUUUUUUAAGUUUUUUUUUUUUAUAUUUAUAAAGUUAUAUACAUAUAUAUUAUAUAUAUGGAUCGAAACACUUGAACCUGUAUUUUUUAUAUAGUAUUUGCCGUUUAGGAGAAACAAACAACAACCUUUUUAUUUGUAUUAUGUAACCGAUAUGAGAUAGAUAUAUAUAUAUUGUACGUUUCUGUAUUAGAUUUAUGUACACAUGUAUAUCCCAUACACACACACACACACACACACACACACACAUUUCCAUUCCAAAACCAAGAAGCCAUUCAUAGAACCCUUCCUUUAUCCCCACAUUGAGUAGCUUCUUCUUCCACCCAACAUUAGCCCAUAGGUUUUAAUAUUAUUUUAGUUUAAAACCUACAUUAUGCAUUCAUAUUUAUUGAUGGCAUUAUUCAGUACUGAAAUAUAAUUUAGUUAAAUUAUUGAGUUAAACAAUCAGAACAAGACAAGGAAGCAGAACAAAGCAGCAUCUAGGAAAGGCAAGGUGAGAGAGAGAGAGGGAAGCUAGCGACAUAAGUGCAAUUAUAAACUAAACAAAAAAACAAAGCAAAACAGCUGAAAAACAUAAGAGAAAAUGUAAAACAUUAGGCAGGAUAAAAAAGGAAACAAAGAGAAGGAAAAGAGAGUAAGAAAAGACAGAGAAGAUUGUGUAAAAGUAUGCAGCUUGCUUAUAAUUCCCAACUUGCUUUGGCUCCAUCCAAGCCCCAUUUUAAUGUGGAGACAAGACCAGAGAAUCAGUGUUAACAAAAGAUUAAGUAGAAAGAAAGACAAAAAAUAAGAAAAAAAAAUACAUUGUAGCCAAUUUUUAGUGAAAAAUGAGAGAAAAAACCCACAAAAGGAAAAUAAAAACAAGACAAGGAGAACUCAGAACUGUAUUUAUUUACAGAUAAUUUUUUUUUAGCACAUAUUUGAUUUUAUUUGUAUUUUUCCAUUUUUGUUGAAACACAAAAAGAAUUGCAUUUGACCUGCGAUUUAUUUUUGGAUAGAUUUUAAGGUUUUUAAGCUUAGAGCAAAAGAGAUAGACAGAGAGAGAGAGAAAGAGAAAGAAAGUUGAGUUAGUAUCUUAACAUAACUUUUUUUUUUAGUUAAUAAUAAUUAUAAUUUUGUAACUGCUUUUUAAACCAAUCAAUCCACUCGAUAAAUGAUUCCCUCCCUCCAAAAAAAAACCCUCAAACACACACCAAACACACAUCUACACACACACCACUAAGCGCAAGCGGGCUAACGAACUGUGCAAAGUAUUUUCUAUAUGCAUUACUCUAUAUAUAUAUAUAUAUAAAUAAAAAUAAAUAUAAAUGUAUAACCAUAAACCAUAAAUACGCAAAACUACAUUUAUAAAGUAAUUUGUUUUUUUUUCACAUAUUUUUUUUUAAUGUAUUUAUUAGCAGCAGCUUUUAAACAAUAAUCAUAGAAUUAUAAUAAUUUUUUUUUUGUAUGAAAUACAAAGAAGAAUAAUAUAAUUUAAACAAUAAAUAAAAAUAUAUAUAUUAAAAAAGCGUAUAUACUCGUAAGGAUCCAUUGCAAGCAGCAUCAAACAAAUAGAACUGACGUGCCUAUGUAGCGAUUAAAUCUUACACCCACACACCACACACACACUACACACACACACCUAGAGAGAAACUGAUGUUAAUGCAUAAAGAAAUAAUCAUUCCAAAAUGUCAUACGAAGGAAAGAAAAAACAAAAAACAAUAAAAAAAAACAUAAACAUUAUAUAUGAUUACAUAAAUGUAGCAGAAUAUAUAUAUAUAUGAAACAUGCUCUAUAUAUAUGUAUAUUUUUUAUUAAAUAUUCCAUUUGAAAAAAAA
Messenger RNA from Drosophila kikkawai, 7169 nucleotides. RefSeq lists its product as uncharacterized. Gene Ontology annotation, biological process: regulation of DNA-templated transcription. Gene Ontology annotation, molecular function: transcription corepressor activity; zinc ion binding; nuclear androgen receptor binding. Gene Ontology annotation, cellular component: nucleus; PML body. NCBI's taxonomy places the organism in Eukaryota, Metazoa, Arthropoda, Insecta, Diptera, Drosophilidae. The record is from RefSeq and is a predicted model, not a curated record.